Amphibalanus amphitrite is the source of this 512-nucleotide messenger RNA. RefSeq lists its product as uncharacterized. Lineage: Eukaryota; Metazoa; Arthropoda; Thecostraca; Balanomorpha; Balanidae. Bases 147 to 512 code for a protein of 121 amino acids. The transcript is spliced from 3 exons. The record is from RefSeq and is a predicted model, not a curated record.
CCGGAGCCGUUUCCGACCGAGUUCAUCUGGAACUCGACUGGAGAGUUGUGUCUGACAUCGAGCUGGAAUCCCUCAGCCUGUCUGGAUAGCCUGCUGUGGUGGAGGAAUUCAGUGGUGUCACCCCUCCGGGGGCCAGUGGAGAGUUCAUGAUGGAGGAGUCUUCUGUCGCCGAUGAACCGGUCAUCACAAAAACUAUCGCCCGAGGGGAGAGUCGGCACUCGACGCGACGGGUCGGCGACUUCGGCAGACAGCGCUCACACCCAGGAGGAGGAGCAGUAAACCUGAUCUGUAUGACCAGCCAGAAGGUGACGCGCAAGGACUUCGGCUCGGAGGUGCGCGCCUCGCUGGACGUGUCGCUGUUCAUCAAGGAGGCGCAGCUGCUGCUCGACGUCGGCGAGAUGUCCGUGGAGGGCGUCGUCGACCAGAUGCUGCGCGCCAUGCUCGAGGGCGAGCCGAUGACGUCGCUGGCCGAGGCCAAGUCGGUCGUGUUCGUGCACGAUUCAGGUGAGUGA